Messenger RNA from Camellia sinensis, 1619 nucleotides. RefSeq lists its product as uncharacterized. The record is from RefSeq and is a predicted model, not a curated record. Gene Ontology annotation, biological process: regulation of DNA-templated transcription; abaxial cell fate specification. Gene Ontology annotation, cellular component: nucleus. Gene Ontology annotation, molecular function: transcription cis-regulatory region binding. NCBI's taxonomy places the organism in Eukaryota, Viridiplantae, Streptophyta, Magnoliopsida, Ericales, Theaceae.
CCCCCCCCCCCCCUUCUAUUUUGGUCAAAGUAAUCCCUAAAUUGUUGAACUCUAUGUCUAUCCGAAGAAAACCCAGAAAUCUAACGAGGGGAUUCAUUACAACAUCAUAUCAGAACUUGUCAACAAAAUUGUGUAUAUAUAUCUGAUCAGAGAGAUAAAAAGAAGAAGUGGGAAAGGAGAACAACAAUGGAGCUGUUCCCAGCACAACCUGAUUUAUCUCUUCAAAUUAGCCUCCCAAAUCCAAAUCCAAAUCCAAAUCCAAAUCCAAACACCAAAACCACCUCAGGUUGGAGUUGGAGGAGAUCAGAUGAAGAAGCCAUGAAAGCCAGUAUCAAUACUGCUUUCAAGCUCUCUUCCUUCCUGGCUAACCCAGAUGCCAUGGAACCCAACUCUUCCUCCAGCAGUCCUUUUCCUCCUCCUCCUCCUCCUCAUCUUUUUUAUGGCAGAAAAAAUGGAAGUCUUUUGCCUCCCAAUCAAUUGUACAGCCAACAACAACAACUUGUUCAUCAUCAUUACCAUCAUCAACAACAACAAGGGUUUCACAACCAACGAGAAUUUGAUUAUUUAAGACCCAUAAGGGGCAUUCCAGUCUAUCAUCAUCAUCAUCAUCAUCAAAACCCUCCUUCCUUAUUAGAUUCUUCACCAUCUACAAUAACUACCACUCCAACAACAUUCUUGCAUUCCACCACCACCAACAGCAACAACAUUGCAAAAUCACAAAUUUUAUCAAGAUUUCCGGCAAAGCGAAGAGUGAGAGCUCCCAGAAUGCGGUGGACUACAACCCUACAUGCCCGCUUCGUCUAUGCCGUUGAACUUCUUGGUGGCCAUGAAAGAGCUACACCCAAGUCAGUUCUUGAGCUCAUGAAUGUGAAGGAUCUCACCUUAGCUCACGUGAAAUCUCAUUUGCAGAUGUAUCGUACAAUAAAGACUACAGAUAGACCUGCAACAUCUUCAGGCCAAUCAGAUGGAUUAGGAAGUGAUUUGGGUGGAGAUCAGAAUUCUGAAAACAUUUUUAGCCCAUCAAAAACUGGGUUAUCAAUUAAAAAAGGAAGGAGGGACGCUUGGUUGCAUGGAAAACCAAUUGGGGACAUCAAAGGACGCACAACCCCUUUUGAGGAUAUAGUGAACUGUGAAGGAGUCUUUGAAAUGAAGUCAUCAAGCAUUUUAGAAAUUAUGAGCCCUGGGAAGAAGCCUAAUUUGGAGUUUACCUUGGGCAGGUCAUAAAAAAUAAUUAUUAAUUCUGUCCUGUUGAAAAGACUCAUUCUAAAAUCAUGGUCUAUAUGUAUAUAUAUAUAUAUAUAUGCUUUUGUUUGUUGGGAGUUGAGAUGGGAAAUGGGAAUCAGGUGCCUUUUUUGAAAAAUCAAGAGAAAGGAAGGAAGAAAAGCAAAAGAGAACAAAGAAAAAAGAAACAUAAAAAGGAAGACAAAAGAGACAUAAAGCAGCAAAAGGAGUGUCAAUCUUCAUCAUAUUUUAUUCAUACUUAAGCAUCAUAUUCAAUUUUAUGUUUUUUUCUUUGUGGAACUUUUUGAUUGAGAGAGAGAGAGAGAAAGAGAGCUAUAUUAUAAUAGAUAUGAUGUAAUCAUAUGUGAAUUUUCCAAUAAAAAAAAGUUAUAUGUUAA